Molecule: messenger RNA, 2316 nt
Organism: Mytilus californianus (California mussel)
Lineage: Eukaryota; Metazoa; Mollusca; Bivalvia; Mytilida; Mytilidae
Exons: 6
Coding region: 456-2279 (607 amino acids)
Biological process (GO): interstrand cross-link repair
Cellular component (GO): nucleoplasm; Fanconi anaemia nuclear complex
Source: RefSeq, a predicted model, not a curated record
UCAUAAGGGCUUGUGGUUAUAUUAAAGAUUACAGUGUAACAAAUGAUACAUUAGCAGACUGGAUAUUGUAUUGUUUAACAGCAGACGGUCAACUGUUCAGGGUCAACAGACAACAAAUUUGUAGUCAGCAGCAAAUAAGUCUUUCAGAAGAAGAAGGGGACAUUUUCCAAGAUUUGCUUACAACAAAUGACAUUGAACUUUCUGUAGCAACAGAACAAGUAUAUGUUUUGACAUCAGCUGAUUUAGUACACAACUUUGGCCAAGAUAAUAUCACAUCCAUUUGUGUCUAUGGUAACAAUUUGUUGACAGUUUGUCAUCAUCAAGGCUAUAAUGAACUGAAUCUACUUUCUAUUAAUUUACAUUCUGGUCAAUAUAUAUUAGCCUUAAGGAGAAAAUUUGUGUUAAACUUUCCAAACACCAUCAGCAAUGUGCCACAGGCUUCUAAAAUAUUUUAUAUGGUUGCUGAAUCAGAAAUUCUGCAUGUUAAGUCAAGUGAUUGUAUAAGGAUUUCUAGUUACCUGUUUAAAUCAUUGCUUGGUACUGAGAUUGCAUUAAUGAAUUCAGCAAUUAUUCUAUUUUGUCCUCCAUUUGGAUCGGUUUUUUAUGCACCUAUCAAAUCAAUAGAUGAUCAAAUGGCUGAAACAUGUUUCCAUAAAAUGACUUUAUUUUGCCACACAAGUAAACAAGUUCUUGGAAUUGACAAGAUAUGUUUUCCCACAAGAUGGGAAGAAGAGAAUAGAGAUGAAGAAAAUACAGAGAAAGAAACUGAAAAUCAGGAUGGUUUGUUUCUGGUAACAAAUGAUGGAAAAUGUAUUCUGAUCUCCUCAUGGAGGAACAAUGGAGCACAGUUUGCACCUAUUACUAUACCAGGACCUGUAGAAUGUUUUAGUAUUUAUACAAACACACUGUACCAUUCCAACAGCAGAGAUCUGAUUGAAAGUGAAAUUUGUGCAGAAUGUGAUAAUAAAACUGGAGCAGUAACUGCAUGUAUUGUAAAUCAACAGAGUUUAGGAAUUUUUAAUGUACAGCAAGUGAUAACAGUGCAAGAUCAGUCUUUAGUGGAAGGUACUCCCUGUCUUUUGUUCUACCAAACAAAAUCUGGUCAACAUUGUGUUGUUAGUCCAGGAAAGAUUGAGAAGGAUGCACAACAUUCAGGGGGAGACAACCCUGGACAACAGAUCAAAGAUGUUUUAUUAAAUCUAGAAAAAUGUCAUACAGAAAAAGAAAAAUUGACUGCUUUAGAAAUAGCUCAUCUCACUUUUAUCAGCCAACUUAGUAUUGCUAACUUUUUGAUAUGUAGGGAAAGAAAUGAUCAACUUUUUAAACACAAAUUUUUUCUGCGAUAUUUACCACAUUCGUUUGAGUUUGAAUUGAACUAUGAAUUAACUAAUUGUAGCAAAGUUUACAUUUCAUCAGAUUGGAAGCUUCUUAUGUCAGUUAAGCAUAUAAAAUCAAGUUUAACAAAGUCAAUCUUGUUUAAUCUGCACAAAGGAUUAAAACUAAAUGAAUGCAUUGCAAUCUCAAUGGUUUUACCUGAUCAGAAUGUUUAUCUCCCUUAUGAGGUGCAAAUUCAGCUUCAGUUGGAAAUUCCAAAGGACAUCAUUUUCAAUACAGACUGCCCUGAAAUUUUACCAGUGUUUUUAACUUCAAAAAUUUUAGACAUCAUUUAUUUUAUUGGGGAUGAAAAACACCAGAAAAAGUUUAUGAAUGAAACUGUAUUAGACCAUAAAAAUGUAGUAAGAGACUUAGCUUCAUGUCGACCAAUAUCAAAGAGUCUCUUUAAUGCUGAAGAAAGUAAAGAACUUGUUCAGGAUCCAGUCACACUACUCGUACAUAAAUCGCAAGAUAUACUGAACUUCAGAGAUAUCAGAAGAUUUGGAAAAGAUGAACCUGCCAUAUUGAAAUAUCUUCUCCAGGACAGUAGCCAGAUCUUUGAUAUCAGUGUUAAAGCUAUUACAUUAUCUGUCUGUGGUGGUAGUAAAGUGCAUAUUGAUGUCAGUAUAGAGAACCAAAUAGUUAUCUCCCUUCAGUCCACAGACCUACCAUUAUGUACAGCCAUCAGACUGGCCAUAUUAGACAGGUUACAGGGUCUUGACAAGAACGAAGAAAAAAGUUUCAUCAUGACUUCAAUUCAAACAAAAUUAAAACUUCAUCAGGAAUUACUGAAGGAACUUCAACAGCUGGAGGAGAAAAGUGUUAAAACUGGUACAUCAGAUGAGUGUAGGAGAACAAUACUGGACAUUUACACAAAGUUAAGACAGAUUCAUACUUUGAUUUAAUAAAAUCAUUUUUAUAUAGAAUUUUUGGUUUAUUUUG